Molecule: messenger RNA, 1200 nt
Organism: Limulus polyphemus (Atlantic horseshoe crab)
Lineage: Eukaryota; Metazoa; Arthropoda; Merostomata; Xiphosura; Limulidae
Product: delta-type opioid receptor-like
Exons: 5
Coding region: 1-1200 (399 amino acids)
Biological process (GO): G protein-coupled receptor signaling pathway
Cellular component (GO): membrane
Molecular function (GO): neuropeptide Y receptor activity
Source: RefSeq, a predicted model, not a curated record
AUGGAUCCGAGUAACUUCGUAAACAACACUAAUAUUUCUAACAUCGAGCGUGAGCUAGAGGCCUUGGGUCCAGACUUGCAAAUUUUUCUAAUCGCUCUAUAUUCUCUGAGCGCAUUCUUAGCAUUAGGCGGGAAUGUUACUGUCAUCGCCGUCUUAACUUUUGGGAAGAAGUCUUCCCGUGAGUUACGGGCCUACCUCGUCAACUUAGCAGCUUCAGACAUCACUAUGGCGACCUUUUCAAUCCCUUUCACCUACACGGACUUUAUGUUAGGGCGAUGGAUUUUUCAGCCAUUUUUUUGUCCUAUCGUGUUGUUCAUGCAGCAUUGUUCAGUUACUGUUAGUGUUUUUACCCUAACAGUCAUCGGAUUAGACAGGUAUUACGCCAUAAUGUAUCCUCUUGGCUUGCAGUGGACUAAGUCCAAGGGAACAGCCAUCAUAGCCGUCAUUUGGACAGUAGCUUGUGGUGUGUCUAGUGUCCAGUUGAUUCACGGACGGGCAGAAGUGUUCUUUUUACAAGGCCAGAUGUUUUACGACUGCAAUGAAGUUAUGGGUGAAUUCGAUACUCCUACUGAUAGAACCUUGUACACAGUUUCUGCUGAUGGAGUUUUGGUUACAGCUCCUACUGAUAGAACCUUGUACACAGUUUCUGCUGAUGGAGUUUUGGUUACAGCUCCUACUGAUAGAACCUUGUACACAGUUUCUGCUGAUGGAGUUUUGGUCACAGCUCCUAAUGAAACGUGGAGUACCUUUAACCACCAACACUUUUAUACUGGUGUUAUCAAGAUGCUGGCUACUGUUGUUCUGCUCUUUGCUGUUUGCUGGCUCCCGAUCCACACUUUCAACUUGUUAAUAUAUUUCAAGGAGGGUUUCACUAUCGUUAACAGCCAGGAGGAGUAUUUUGCUUUUGUUGCUGCCUUCUUUUGUUGCCACUGGCUUUCCAUGGCUAACAGCUUCGUAAACCCCAUCAUUUACUGCUUCAUGAGCGAAAACUUCAGGGCUGAUCUGAGACAGAUGUGUUUACUCUGCUGUUCGUCCAGGACUGCAAGAUCGACAAGAUUAAACUUUCAGAUAACCCGUGGCCGUUAUGCGGGCUCGUUUCGAACCACAACUGACGUUAUAGUAACAACGAACCAUUCCAACUUUACUCCGCCUAUUACGAUCCGCAUGAAAUCGUUUUCCAAUCCUAUGCCUGAAAAAUAA